UAUCAAGUGUUUUUCAAGUUCUCAUUUAUUUGUUUGUGUGUGUUUUGAAGCUGUAUUUAAAACUGUUAAAAUGGCAGAUAACUCUCAGAAGAUGAGCUACCAUGCUGGAGAGGCCAAGGGCCAAACUCAGGAGAAGAUGAGCAAUAUGAUGGAUAAGGCAAGUGAUGCAGCUCAAUCAGCUAAAGAAUCAGUACAAGAGACUGGACAACAAAUGAUGGCUAAGGCUCAAGGAGCUGCUGAUGCUGUUAAGGAUGCUGUCAACAAAUGAUGAUCAUUUCUAUAUCUUCUUUUUUUUAUUUCUUCAUCUAUUUAAUGUAUUUUUCCAAGCCUUUCUCUUUGUAAAAGGGAGAGAAUAAAUGAGUUUUUGGAAUUUCAGUGUUACAAAUGGGUGUUUUUUCUUGUAGUGAAUGAUAUAUAAUAAUAGC
Cucumis sativus (cucumber) is the source of this 425-nucleotide messenger RNA. Its product is annotated as late embryogenesis abundant protein 2. The record is from RefSeq and is a predicted model, not a curated record. Bases 71 to 268 code for a protein of 65 amino acids. The transcript is spliced from 2 exons. NCBI's taxonomy places the organism in Eukaryota, Viridiplantae, Streptophyta, Magnoliopsida, Cucurbitales, Cucurbitaceae.